CCUGCCAUUGGCUGCGGACGGCGCUGUUGUUGUUAUUGCUGUUAGCGCUGUAAACAGGAGCGGCGCGGUGUCGCCGGUCAGCGCCGGGCGCCUCUCAUCGCCUCACACCAGCGCACACCUCUCACUCGCCGUCUCUUUUCACCUCUUCGUGUCACUUCUUGUCCCCCGUCACUUGCCGGAGCUCGCUCGCUCACUCGCUCCCUGCGCGGGCCAUGUCCCUGCGUGGCGGCCGCUGUCUGCCCGGGCUGGCGGCCGUGUCCCCGCUGCCCUCCCCGGGCACGGCCCCGCUGGCGCUGGACACGGCUGAGGGCCCGGACAGGCCCCGGGACACCCCGAGCAGGGGGCACGGGGGGCCGCCCCUGCCGCGGCUGUGGCACUCAGUGUCCUCGGAGCCGCUGGCCUCGGACUGCCCCCGGGACUCGGGCAUCUCGGAUGCAGCAGGAUCGGGGCAGGGCUCCCACACGCGGCAGAGCCUCGCAGCGGUUCAGGAAGACUUCCAGAAAACCAUCGCGGAGUUUGGGAGAGCUCUCAAAGGCAGGAAGUUCCCUCGCCAGAGGAUCGGCUCCUUGCCGGUGAGUGCGGGAGGCUGUGCAGGAUCCUGCCGAGUCUCCGGCCGUGCCGAGACGGUGAGAAUGGAGCCAAGAGAGGGGACAAGGCUGUGCAGCACUGUUCACCCCCUGGCUAUCCCGCAGCAGUGCCAGCUGGAAGCCAGCCCGGUCCUUCAGGACAUCUCCCAGCUCCAGGUGUGCAGGGACAUAGUGCGGCAGCGCCAGAGUGAGCCCGACGAUGAGGAGGGCUUUGUCCCCAAGAAGCUGCAGAGGUUGGGCCAGCGGAGCCACGGGGCUGCCAGGAGGGACCUCCUCGCCAAGAGCCCAUGCGGCACACCAGAGCUGCUGUUCCCCCAGCUGCUGCCGUGGCAGAGUGAUGCCACCGUGCCCCAGGGGAUGGAGAAGCCGGUGACCACGCCAGUGAUAAAGAAGGUACGUGGCCACCUUUGGCAGUGGAUGGAGCCCCACAGUCCCCUCGUGGGGUCUCCGAAGGGGGGUCUGGGGCCGAAGGUCCCUGGGGCGGGGGCAGGUUGGCGAGCAGCAGCAGCCCUGGAGUCGGCGGCUUGCCAGACCCACGGGCAGCAGCGCGGCCUCUCCCCACAGCGUCCGGGCAAGCGCGGCCAGGGCCGGCAGCUCUUCCGCUCGCCCUGGGUGCCCGACGGUGUCCCCGGGUCCGUCCCGAAGCGGGGACUUCCCUCGGACAGGGACAGCCCUGCCAGUGCCAGGCGGCAGAGGAGGGUGGCCGGCAGCCCUGAGCAGAAGCCAUCGCUGCAGCCGGGAGUGUGGCCGGAGCCUUGCAGGUCUGCCCAGCUGGAGGAGAUCGAGAACCUGCUGGCCAACGAUGACCAGGAGCUCAUUGGGGACUUCUCCAAGCCUCACGUCCUGCCGACGGUGGAGGGGAAGGACCCGGGCCUGAAGUACAUCUCCCCUGGCACGCUGGAGAAGGUGCUGUCGGGGCACUACAGCAGCUUCAUCGAGAGCAGCAUCGUCGUGGACUGCCGGUACCCCUACGAGUACGAGGGCGGCCACGUCAAGGGCGCUGUCAACCUGCCGCUGCAGCAGGACGUGGAGAAAUUCCUGCUGGAGCGUCCCCUCGUGCCCCAGGACAUCGGCAAGAGGGUGAUCAUCAUCUUCCACUGCGAGUUCUCUGUUGAGCGGGGGCCCAGAAUGUGCAAAUUCCUGCGGGAGAAGGAUCGCUCCUGCCACGAGUACCCGCAGCUGCACUACCCCGAGCUCUACGUCCUGAAGGGGGGGUACCGCGAGUUCUUCUUCCAGUUCCCGGGCCACUGCGAGCCCCGGGACUAUCGGCCCAUGGAGCACCCCGCGUUCAGGGAGGAGCUGCGCAAGUUCCGCGGGCAGAGGCGGCGCGGCCGGCGGGCGCUCUCCAUCCGCGGGCGGGACCUGUGAGUCCCCGCAGCCCCUCGGGGGAACGAUGGAGCUGGGAUUGCAGGAAGGAUUCCCUUGGCUAGGGAUGCACCUCGGCUUGGGCUGGUUUAUCGGACGGCUUUGGGGUGAUAUGUAGUGUUAGGACUGGAUCUGAGUUUGUUUAUUGCUAUAAAUAUUUUUUUCUAUUGUUUUAAAUAUUUUUGUGUUCAUCGUUAUGAAUUUUUGGUUGUUGUAUAAUUAUUUGUUUGUUUAUUGUUCUAAAUAUUUCUGUGUUGUUAUAAAUAUUUUUGUGAUUAUUGUUAUAAAUAUUUUUGUGUGUUUAUUGUUAUAAAUAUUUUUGUGUUUGUUGCUAUGAAAUUUUGGUUAUUGGUAUAUUUUGGUUAUUUGGUAUAUUGGUAUAUUUGGUUAUGGGUAUAUUUGUUUGUUUGUUUGUUUGUUGCUUAUAAAUAUUUCUGUCUUAACUGUUGUGAAUAUUUUUGUGUUUGUCUCUUGUUAGGGCUGUUUGUUCCAGUCUCUGUCAAUAAACUCCUGUUGCAGGAGAA
This is a messenger RNA of Pyrgilauda ruficollis (rufous-necked snowfinch), 2476 nucleotides long. Its product is annotated as M-phase inducer phosphatase 2-like. NCBI's taxonomy places the organism in Eukaryota, Metazoa, Chordata, Aves, Passeriformes, Passeridae. Gene Ontology annotation, biological process: G2/M transition of mitotic cell cycle; protein dephosphorylation; positive regulation of G2/M transition of mitotic cell cycle. Gene Ontology annotation, molecular function: protein tyrosine phosphatase activity. The record is from RefSeq and is a predicted model, not a curated record. Gene Ontology annotation, cellular component: cytoplasm; nucleus. The transcript is spliced from 13 exons. Bases 213 to 1955 code for a protein of 580 amino acids.